Messenger RNA from Pseudozyma flocculosa PF-1, 540 nucleotides. RefSeq lists its product as uncharacterized. Gene Ontology annotation, biological process: reciprocal meiotic recombination; meiotic DNA double-strand break processing; meiotic DNA double-strand break formation. Gene Ontology annotation, cellular component: nuclear chromosome. Bases 1 to 540 code for a protein of 179 amino acids. The record is from RefSeq and is a predicted model, not a curated record. The transcript has 4 exons. Gene Ontology annotation, molecular function: ATP binding; DNA binding; DNA topoisomerase type II (double strand cut, ATP-hydrolyzing) activity. Lineage: Eukaryota; Fungi; Basidiomycota; Ustilaginomycetes; Ustilaginales; Ustilaginaceae.
AUGCCCUUUGUCUUUCCGGCGCGGUCUCCGUCUCGCAUGAGGCAGAUCGCACAACUCUUCCGUGUCCUCGAGAUCCUGCUCGAGUCUCUGCGAAGCGGCGUCGUCGUGACGAAGCGCGACAUCUACUAUCGCGAUUCGGCGCUCUUCAGCACGCAAGGGGUCGUCGACCGUCUCGUUGAACAGCUCGCCGUUUCGAUGCGGGUCGAGCGACAUCAGCUGGGCGUCGUCGCGUCGCCCCGUGACCUGUUCAGCGGGAACGUGGUGGUCUCGUACCUCACUGCAGCGGGACGAAGGCGCGACGUUGCCGCAGCGGGAACCGCAAAGCUGGUGCCAUCCGAAGGCGUGGAGCAGUACGAUGUCGAGACUGGGGCGCCGUGGAUGCUCAUCAUCGAAAAGGAGGCGUCGUUUCGGCGAAUCUGCGACGAUCAGAGAGGACCGGCGAGCCCGCUCAGAGACGGCAUCAUCGUGACGGCCAAGGGGUACCCGGACUAUGCCACCAGCGCCUUCGUCGCCGUCGUCGCUCGACGCUAUCCCUGGUAA